Carassius auratus (goldfish) is the source of this 4452-nucleotide messenger RNA. Its product is annotated as gap junction gamma-1 protein-like. Gene Ontology annotation, molecular function: gap junction channel activity. Lineage: Eukaryota; Metazoa; Chordata; Actinopteri; Cypriniformes; Cyprinidae. The coding region runs from base 660 to 2093 and encodes 477 amino acids. Gene Ontology annotation, biological process: cell-cell signaling. The record is from RefSeq and is a predicted model, not a curated record. Gene Ontology annotation, cellular component: connexin complex. The transcript is spliced from 2 exons.
AACACUGUAGCAUCCUUCAGACAAGGUCGUGCACCUUCGCCUUUCCCCAUGACACACAACCAAAAAAAGUCGCGUGGGUGAGUCCUGAACGCAGUCAUUGCGUGCCUCCCCACGAGGACGGAGACGCGGACACAGCUUGAUAUCGCAGUCAUUUAUUGUUGACAGUUAGUAGGAUGGCCGGUUCGCACGUGUUCGCUGCAAUAGGUUUCUCCAAGAGCACGAUAAACGACACGGCAAGCGCGCGAGAAUAUUUCGCCAGGUAAAUAGGGGCACGAGACAAGAAAAUGAAUUAUGCGACGACUGUUUGAGCGGUUCUUCGUAAUGACUGCAUUUAUCCUGCUGAGUUUAUGAACAGAGCGACAGACUGCAAGCGAACAUGAACAACACUGGCAAUAAAACCGCAUUUGUUACCGAGCAGCAUGGUCAAAUCGGACGCUUUGAGUCGCGCUCUGAGGUCUCGUGAAGUCUUCAGCCGUGACGAGUCUACAGAGGCGGAGGCGAGCCCGUGAACGGAGGACCUGGGCUGCGAUUAAGACUCGGGACCAAUUCCGUCAUUUGACCGGGCAUCCUUCUCCUUAAAAUAAUCAUCACAGACUCGCAGAGCGAGUCUGUGAGCUGUGCAGUGUGGGACGCUGUCUGCCCCGUUGUCAUCAGACGUCAUGAGCUGGAGCUUCCUGACACGUCUGCUGGAGGAGAUCCAGCACCACUCCACGUCGGUGGGGAAACUCUGGCUCACUGCGCUAGUUGUCUUCCGCAUCGUGCUGACUGUGGUGGGCGGCGAGUCCAUAUACUACGAUGAGCAGAGCAAGUUUGUCUGCAACUCGGGCCAGCCGGGAUGUGAGAAUGUCUGCUACGAUGCCUUUGCGCCGCUUUCGCACGUGCGAUUCUGGGUCUUUCAGAUCAUCCUGUCCGCCAUGCCCUCUCUGCUCUAUAUGGGCUACGCAGCCAAUAAGAUCUCCCACAACGAGGAAUUGAGGGGCGGUGCGGGGGCCGGGGCCCCAGCCGUAAGAAACUCAGUAGGGGACGGAUACACUCAGCGCAGACCGAGAAAGAUGUACUUUGGUGCACGGCAGCAUCGGCCAGGACAUGAGGAUGGGGAAGAGGAACGCGAGGAUGACCCCAUGAUCUAUGAAGUGCCUGAGAUAGACAACACGCGUCGUGAGCUGGUGCCACCACGUCCCAAACCCAAAGUGCGCCACGAUGGGCGCCGGCGAAUACGAGACGAUGGUCUGAUGCGAGUGUAUGUGUUACAGCUGCUGACACGCUCCGCACUGGAGGCAGGCUUUCUGGCGGGACAGUACCUGUUAUACGGCUUUCGAGUGGAACCAAUCUUUGUGUGCUCAGAUAAACCCUGUCCACACCACGUGGACUGCUUCAUCUCACGCCCCACUGAAAAAACCAUCUUCCUCCGAAUUAUGUACGGCGUCAGCUGCAUUUGCCUGCUACUAAACCUGUGGGAAAUGAUUCACCUCGGAGUAGGAACUAUCCGGGAUGCACUGCGCAAACGAACUGAAUCAGCCACCGAUGAUGAGUACCAGCUUAGCUUGCUUGCAGCCGGGGGCGUGUCUGUCGGAGUAGGUGGGCCUUCACUCAGCGAAGGGGAACCAGGAGGCGGAGUUGGGGGCGGUGUUCGAGAAGCAGACUAUGUUGGUUAUCCCUUCUCCUGGAACACUCCUUCUGCACCACCAGGGUAUAACAUCGUAGUGAAGCCUGAGACGAUGCCGUACACAGACCUGAGCAACGCCAAGAUGGCUUGCAAGCAAAACCGUGCCAACAUCGCCCAGGAAGAGCAGCAGCAGUACGGCUCCAAUGAAGACAACUUCCCAUCUGCAGGUGAGGCGAGACCGCCUCCCAUCAACAAAGAUGUGAUACAAUUAGAGGCAGCGAUUCAAGCUUAUACCUUGCAGCACAAUGCUAGCAAUAACCACGAUGAGAUGAAUGACACCAAUGACAUCGAUGAGAAGCCUCAGAGCAACAUCACCACUGCACCUCAGAAGGAGCGAAAGCAACGGUCUAAGCAUGGAAAAUCUGGGAGUGCUGGGAGCACCAGCAGCAGCAAGUCCGGAGAAGGCAAACCAUCUGUCUGGAUCUGAAAUUUGCAUGCACACCUGAACAUUAUACUCAGUGGUGCACACUUUCAUUCAUUUCUGAAAGUUUUUUUAGACACGUGUGCAUCCCACAGAUUACAGAGACUGCAAACACCUGAUUCGAAAAAUGCUGUAUAUCUUUUUGAAGUGCUUUCGGUGCCUUAAAGAAACUCCAUGAAUGAGGUGGAUUUUUUUUUUAAUUCAAUUUCAUUGAUCUACCUAAAAUAAACUUGUGUGCUCAUGAUUACAUCAAGCUCUAAGAACAUUCCCUCAUAAUCCAGAAAAACCGUCCGUUUUUAAAAAAGUUCUGAACUAUUCAGUGAGUUGAGAAAGUCUUCCUAUAGGAUUCUCCGUAAGAGUGAUGACGCUACAAUCCGAUUCCAAACCAGCUGUCUUCCUUUUGCCAGUGUUAAACAAUAACUUUUGCAUCAUGAUGCCAAGCUACAACAAUGCAAUGAUACACCAAUGCUUUGGUGGUACACUGUGGUCUUCAAGACCCAACAAACAGUCCUGUGAAAUAAGCUGUAAAUCUACAUUUACUAACACACAAACACAUCCAGUGCAAAUGUUUUCAUAGCUAUGGGUCUUUGAGGAAGCAGUGCAAUGUUUUUCAGUUUGGAGAUCUCUGUAGUAUUUCUAGCCAAGACUUGGGAUAUUCUGUUGGUGAAUCCACUUCCUACUCUGUUCUUGUACUAUCCCCUACUGGUGAAGAAAGUAUUUGCAAUCUAGUCUAAUUAGCCAUAUAAAUAUAUACAGGGUUCCCAAGGUCCUGGAAAUUACAUUGAAUUUUAAAAGUGUUUUUUUCCAGACCUGAAAAGAGGAAAUUAAUUAAAAAAUAAAAGAAAGGUAAAUUAAUUUCAGUGCUCAGUUUUCUUGUUUGUUUCUUUAGAUAGAAAUCACUCUUUGUGAGUCAUUAUGAAAAUAUUUUUACAAAUUCUUUAUCCAGUAAUUGAAUGGUGGAAAAAGUUAAGGGGAAAAAUCAUGGAAAUUCAUUGCUCAUAAAGUUUGGAAAUCCUGUACUUUUAGGUGCAUAUGAAACCAUUUUACAUUCAGAUUGUCUGAAAAUCACUGUGUAUCACUGUAUUCAUGGGAACAUCCUCUAGGUCUAACAGACAUAUUGAUAUAGCCAAUCCAAGUAGCAGGUCUAACUUGGAUCAAAUGGAGGUUAAAAGUUUAAAAGUGACACUCUGUAGAUCAAGAAAUGUAGAUAUCUAAGGUACACACAAACAAAUUCAUACACACUGUGUGAAGAGUCUUCCGUUCUCUCUUACUGCCACAUUCCAACUUGUGAGACUUUUGCCUUUAUGUAGGAUGUUUCAAUUUGUGACAAUUGCCAUGGGAGACCAAAUACUGUUUGUCACAAAGACAUCGAGCUACUAUGCAGUCAUGCGGACUGAGGAAAACACGCCAUAGAACACUAUUGUGUGUGCCUGCGUGUGUGCGCUUGCGUGUAGCUGAGGACGAGGCAGUGGAGACUGAUUGCAUGAGUGCAUGUGACUAGUAUUUGAUUAAUGAAUUAAAGAAAAGAAAAAAAACCUCUACUUAUCAGCAUUUCAGCAGUAUUUAUUGAUGCUGAAGACUGUGGCUAUAUAUUUGUGGUUUCUAAGCGAGACUUGACUUGUUUGUAUUUUUAAACAUCAAUUUGGUUUCUUUUUUUAUUCUUUUUAAUACACGGAAUUCCAUUUUAAAAGUGCCCAUAUGAUUUGAUUAUUACAAAAUAUGUUUUUUUUUUUAGGAUUUUGUUGCCUUUAAUUGUAGUAACAACAAACUAUGUGAUGAUUUUGUAGUCAGUCAGUGCAAUUAUGUUUCCCAGUGUGCUCAGUGAACCCUUGUUUUUUUAUAGUCAUGAUCGAAUAUGAUUUUGCAUGGAAGGGGAAAUAGGAAUGUUUUAGGGCAAUUUCCAAUGGGAAUGCUGUAAACAAAAAGGAUUCUGCAAUGUAACCAAUUACUUUGACCUUUUCUGUGUGGAUGUGUGUUGGAGUUUCUAACAGCUGUAUAUUGGAGGCGCGCUCCAGAUGGAGUGAGUAUAAGAGACCCCUCUGCCCCACAUCUGAGCACCACUGCGUGUGUUGCCGUUUAAUGUGUGAGCAUUUGUGGAGUCAGGGUUAGCCGAGGCGAUCCUCAAGAAAAACCUUGCGUACUUUUGUCAGCUGUCUAAGAAAGAAACUGAAGUAGUAAGCUACUUUACUUCAGACUUUGACACAUCUCUUUGAAAGCAAGCCUUCUCAGCAGGUCACAAUGAAGUCUGAUGGCAUUCUUACUGACGAGCGUGUGUGAAUGUGGAAGCAUGCGUUUCUAUUUAUUGCCCUUUUACUGGUUAUGAUCAAGCCACUAAUGUGUUUGAUAAAACCAUUGUUUGUCUUGA